AUGGCAAAGAAAGCAAAGUAUUGCUACCCCAUGCUAGACAUCUACUACCGGAUCCAUAACAUCAUUCGGCCAGAUCUAAGCGAUCUCGAUGUCGUUGGUUCCAAACGCGAAGACGGUAUCUGGAAGCCCAAGAACUUCUCGAUCAAACACUAUUACGUCUACGGCGCCUGGCCGGGUUCGGGAUCAGAAACCGACUUCUUGGACUGCCUGGCGAGGGCUACGGACAAAUAUCGUCAGAGACUCCUAGCUGCACAGAAAGCAAAGCAAGCAGAGGCCGAGGUCGAACGUCUGGGGAACCAUUACCGGCGAGUCCGCAAAUGUUGGAUUGCUCACCGCAACAGAGCAGCUGGACUCAAAGGGGCUCAAACCAAGAAGCGUAAUGCACAAUUAGAUUGA
Molecule: messenger RNA, 396 nt
Organism: Cyphellophora attinorum
Lineage: Eukaryota; Fungi; Ascomycota; Eurotiomycetes; Chaetothyriales; Cyphellophoraceae
Exons: 1
Coding region: 1-396 (131 amino acids)
Source: RefSeq, a predicted model, not a curated record